GUUGUCGUCGUGGUUAUAAGAAAAAUCCCUGAAAUUGAAAAAAAGCACAUACGCUAAGCUCGAUUGUUCCCACCAAAAGCAAAUGGCGGCGAUUUCUUCUCACCUUUUGGUCCGAUCAGACAAACUCUCUCUUUCCUCUCCGUUUUCUUCUUUCUCUGGCCAGAAUCUCCGGCGAUCGCCUGGAUUUUCCGGCAAGUUCACCAGCAUUUCCGUAUCUUCUCCGGCGACACUCCCAAAAAUUUCGUGCCAGACCGCCUCUGCUACUUCUCCACCUUCGUCCCUAGACAAUGGAACAGCAAAAGCAGAACUGAAGGAUUUUCUGCAUAUAAGUGAUUUUGACAAAUCUACCAUUUUAAAGAUCUUAGAUCGAGCUGUGGAGGUCAAGGCACUUCUAAAAUCAGGAGAGAGGACGUAUCUCCCAUUUAAGGGGAAGACUAUGGCUAUGAUCUUUGCAAAGCCAUCUAUGAGAACACGUGUUUCAUUUGAGACUGGGUUUUUCUUGCUAGGAGGUCAUGCAAUAUACUUAGGACCUAAUGAUAUUCAGAUGGGUAAGCGGGAGGAAACUCGGGAUGUGGCACGUGUUUUGUCUCGCUAUAAUGACAUUAUUAUGGCACGUGUCUUUGCUCAUCAGGAUAUCCUUGACUUGGCUAAAUAUGCAACUGUACCUGUUGUCAAUGGCUUGACAGACUACAACCAUCCCUGCCAAAUUAUGGCUGAUGUCCUCACUAUCAUCGAACACGUUGGUCAGUUAGAAGGAACUAAGGUUGUCUAUGUUGGAGAUGGAAACAACGUUGUUCACUCUUGGUUGUUGAUGGCUUCGGUUAUUCCUUUCCACUUUGUUUGUGCCUGUCCCAAAGGUUUUGAACCAGAUAAGAAAACAGUUGAGAAGGCGCAACAGGCAGGCAUCAGCAAGAUUGAGAUCACAAAUGAUCCAAAGGAAGCAGUCAAAGGAGCUGAUGUUGUGUACUCAGAUGUGUGGGCCAGCAUGGGGCAAAAGGAGGAGGCUGCAUAUCGCCAUCAAGUUUUCCAAGGAUUUCAGGUGGAUGAAAAUCUUAUGAAGAUAGCAGGGCCAAAAGCCUAUUUCAUGCAUUGUCUACCAGCAGAAAGAGGAGUGGAAGUGACUGACGGAGUGGUUGAGGCUCCAAAUUCAAUUGUGUUUCCACAAGCGGAGAAUCGCAUGCAUGCACAGAAUGCUGUCAUGCUUCAUCUGCUUGGGGUUUAAUUGCAUAUGAGCCCCAGUAAUGGAAGUCAGAAGGUGCCUUGUGUAGCAGUUGCAUUCACAACAAUAUAAGAAGGUUCCUUAUUUUUAAAAAAAAAACCAAUAUAAGGAGGUUUUAAGUUUAGAGAUACUUUCAGCUUAAAUAGGUGCAGAGUUUUGUUCAUUCGGGUUUGUACACUUGUUUUCUCUGUGGCGUGGUUGGAACCAGUCGGAUGCAAACUUAAACGCAUUGUGUUUAGUUUUAAGUACUUGGAAGGAACAAUUAUGAAUGCCAUUUUGUUCUUGCAA
This is a messenger RNA of Prunus dulcis (almond), 1507 nucleotides long. Its product is annotated as ornithine carbamoyltransferase, chloroplastic. Gene Ontology annotation, cellular component: intracellular membrane-bounded organelle. Gene Ontology annotation, molecular function: ornithine carbamoyltransferase activity; amino acid binding. Gene Ontology annotation, biological process: L-citrulline biosynthetic process. Bases 83 to 1222 code for a protein of 379 amino acids. NCBI's taxonomy places the organism in Eukaryota, Viridiplantae, Streptophyta, Magnoliopsida, Rosales, Rosaceae. The record is from RefSeq and is a predicted model, not a curated record. The transcript is spliced from 5 exons.